UAUACUACACAAACACAGGCUCUUCUUUCCUAUCAGAUAUACCUAAAAAAUAUUAAUUUCUCCUACUUUUUGAUUCAUCUAUUUUGAUUCUUUUCCCACUCUUUUCUUAACAUAAGCCACUAAUCCUGCAAAUCAAAACUCCUCUGUUCCCCACUAUCUCUCUCUUUAUUUCUUUCCCUUCACAAAGCCUAAAUCUUCAGACCAGUUCAGCUCAAUCCUAUGCAUGCAUGAAACAACAGUUUCAAUAAGACAAAACAAUGGCAACAACUCGCAAACUGGUAGUAGAAAUAGUAGACGCCAAAGACCUCACACCCAAAGACGGCCAGGGAACGUCAAGUCCUUACGUUGUCGUCGACUACUACGGCCAGAGACGACGCACACGGACCAUAGUCCGUGACUUAAACCCUGUCUGGAACGAGUCUCUCGAGUUCAGUCUCGCGAAAAAACCUUCUCAUCCGGUCUUUAACGAUGUUCUUGAGAUCGACAUGUUCCACGACAAGAACUUUGGACCCACCCGGAGGAACAACUUCCUCGGUAGGAUCCGACUCGGGUCGGAUCAGUUCGUUGCGAAAGGUGAAGAGGCGUUGAUAUACUUUCCUUUGGAGAAGAAGAGUUUGUUUAAUCUUGUCCAAGGUGAGAUUGGGAUUCGCAUCUAUUACGCUGAAGAGGCGGCUCCUCCUGCUUCUAAACCGGCUGUAGCUCCUCUUGAACCGGUGGUGGAGGAGAAGGAAGAGGAGGUUAAGACGGAAGGUCCAGACGAGUCUAAGCCACCACUAGAGACAAGUGCUGUCCCUGCUGAAGUGAAAGAAACCGCCGAACCGCCACCACCGCCGGAGAACUCGCCAGCUGAGGCUCCCAAGCCUAACGAAGAAGCCUCACCGGCGUCGACGGAAAAUGCUACGGUUGCUGGAGAAGAACCACCGGUGCCUGAACCAAAUCUGCCACCUGAGCCCAUGGCAGACCCAAAAUUACCGGCGGAAGAGCCACCACAGAAUCAACCGGAAAGUGACGACAUUCUGCUCGAAACAACCGACGCGGAGAGCUGGGUUUCGGCGCCGCGAUCACCGUUACCGGGAGUUACAAUUUCAAGAUCCAUCUCCGGUUCAAUACCCAAAACCAAAACCGGAGGACCGCAACCACUUCCGAGAAGCUUAUCAGAAACCGCGAGUUACACCUCAGAGAUCUCCGACGUGUCAACCAUCGAACGGUCCACGUUUGAUCUAGUGGAGAAAAUGCAUUACGUCUUCGUCCGCGUCGUGAAAGCUCGAUCGCUACCAACCUCGGGAACUCCAAUCACAAAGAUCUCGCUCUCCGGCACAACCAUCGAAUCAAAACCGGCGAGAAAAACCUCCACCUUCGAGUGGGACCAAACCUUCGCCUUCCUCCGCGACUCGCCGGAUACAUCUUCCUCUCCGAUUCUCGAGAUCUCCGUGUGGGAGGGAAGUGGCGGUACACACUUCCUCGGCGGAAUCUGCUUCGACGUGUCGGAGAUUCCGCUCCGAGACCCGCCGGAUAGUCCGUUAGCGCCGCAGUGGUACCGUCUCGAAGGAGGUGGAGCUCACCACGGAGAUCUGAUGCUCGCCACGUGGACGGGAACUCAAGCUGACGAAUCAUUUCCCGACGCGUGGAAGACUGAUACCGCGGGUAACGUGACGGCACGUGCGAAAGUUUACAUGUCGCCGAAGCUGUGGUAUCUUCGCGCCACUGUGAUGGACGCUCAAGAUCUGUUACCGCCUCAGUUAACGGUGUUUAAAGAAGCGUCGUUUCAACUGAAAGCUCAGUUAGGUUUUCAAGUGCAGAAAACCAAACCAGCCGUCACUCGUAACGGAGCGCCGUCAUGGAACGAAGAUCUACUCUUUGUGGCCGCGGAGCCUUUCGCCGAUCAGCUGGUUUUCACCUUGGAGUAUCGGACAUCGAAAGGACCUGUCACCGUGGGGAUGGCACGCGUGCCGCUCACCGCGAUCGAGAGGCGCGUCGACGAGCGUUUGGUUGCGUCAAGAUGGUUUAGUUUCGAUGAUCCGAACGACGAGAAGAGAGGAAACAGAUCUAGAGUGCACCUGAGGCUCUGCUUCGACGGCGGAUAUCACGUGAUGGACGAGGCGGCGCACGUGUGUAGCGAUUACCGGCCAACGGCGAGGCAGCUUUGGAAACCGGCGGUUGGGAUCGUUGAGCUUGGUGUGAUCGGUUGCAAGAAUCUGCUGCCGAUGAAAACGGUUAACGGAAAAGGAUCGACGGACGCGUACACGGUGGCGAAAUACGGUUCCAAAUGGGUCCGGACCCGAACCGUAUCGGAUUCACUAGAUCCGAAAUGGAACGAGCAGUACACGUGGAAAGUAUACGAUCCGUGUACGGUUCUAACAAUAGGAGUCUUCGAUAGCUGGGGAGUAUACGAGAUCGACGGCGGCAAAGAAUCCACGCGUCAAGAUCUUCGUAUAGGAAAAGUUCGGAUACGUAUAUCUACCUUGGAGACGGGUAAAGCGUAUAGAAAUACGUAUCCCUUGCUGAUGUUAGUUAACGGAGGCGUUAAAAAACUAGGGGAGAUAGAACUGGCCGUUAGAUUCGUGAGAUCAGCUCCACCGCUGGAUUUCUUACACGUGUACACCCAACCAUUGUUGCCUUUGAUGCACCACAUCAAACCGUUGACUCUGUUUCAGGAAGACAUGCUGAGGAACACCGCCGUGAAGAUACUGGCCGUACACUUGUCACGAUCUGAGCCGCCUCUAAGGCCUGAGAUUGUGCGGUACAUGCUCGACGCCGAUUCACACACGUUCAGCAUGCGUAAAGUCCGAGCAAACUGGCUCCGCAUUGUCAACGUCGUCGCCGGAAUGAUCGACGUGGUGCGGUGGGUGGACGACACGCGUUUCUGGAGGAAUCCGACAGCGACUCUCCUCGUUCACGCGCUUGUCGUGAUGCUGAUUUGGUUCCCGGAUCUCAUCGUUCCGACAAUAGCUUUUUACUUGUUCGUAAUCGGUGCGUGGAACUACAGGUUCAGGUCACGCGCUGCUCUCCCUCACUUCGAUCCGAGACUCUCCCUAGCUGAUGCAGCCGACAGAGAGGAGCUGGAUGAAGAGUUCGACGUCGUCCCGAGUAACCGGCCGCCGGAGAUGGUCCGGUCAAGGUACGAUAAGCUGCGAGCAGUCGGAGCUAGAGUUCAGACGAUUCUUGGUGAGGUGGCAGCGCAGGGGGAGAAGAUGCAAGCUUUGGUGACGUGGAGGGAUCCAAGAGCGACGGGUAUAUUCGUGGGGCUGUGUUUGGUGGUGGCGUUGGUGCUGUAUCUGGUACCGACGAAGAUGGUGGCGAUGGCGUCGGGGUUUUAUUACUUCCGGCAUCCGAUAUUCCGUGAUAGGAAACCUUCUCCGAUGAUAAACUUUUUCCGGCGAUUGCCUUCGUUAUCUGAUCGGCUCAUGUGAUCGAUUAAACGCGCGAGAUCUUCAGUAAAAUAUGUUUUUGAAUCAUUUUAAUAAUAGAGUGGGUAUUUUUGUGGCGCAGAUUGUAUAUAGUUUGGGUUAUUUAAGCUUAUUGGGCCUUGUUGUGGAAUUAUAGGCCCAGAAGUUGAAUUAUAUUAGUUCCUACAGUUGCUUAUAAAUCAAACAUGCGUUUACAAAA
Brassica rapa (field mustard) is the source of this 3606-nucleotide messenger RNA. RefSeq names its product FT-interacting protein 7. NCBI's taxonomy places the organism in Eukaryota, Viridiplantae, Streptophyta, Magnoliopsida, Brassicales, Brassicaceae. The record is from RefSeq and is a predicted model, not a curated record.